Molecule: messenger RNA, 1011 nt
Organism: Anopheles marshallii
Lineage: Eukaryota; Metazoa; Arthropoda; Insecta; Diptera; Culicidae
Exons: 2
Coding region: 1-1011 (336 amino acids)
Cellular component (GO): cytosol
Source: RefSeq, a predicted model, not a curated record
AUGGCGAAGUUCAAAGCAAUAGUGAUUUGUUUGGUGAUUUCCUGCGCCUGCUCGGCAAUUGUGGCAGAAAAAGCAUGCGACGAUAUUCAUGCAUUCCUUAAACACACAGCAAUACUUAUGAAAAUGCUCCCAUUUCACACGUAUCCAGUGUUCAAUCUAUGCACCAACCAAACCGCUCAGCACGAAUAUGGGAACGCAAUCAUGUUGUAUCGAAACAUGACCAACACACCCGAAUGUAAGAAAUAUUUGGAAAAUAACCAUAUGACGGUUUAUGAAAACAUUUACGUGCAACUGACCGGGCUAUGGGAUGCAGCAAACUGUGACGCCUGUGCCAGUGCGGUAAAUGAAACCGCCACGUUUAUGAAUCUAUCGACAAACCUCGAUAAUUGUUUCGCCACUACGAAAACACCAUGCGAAAGUUGCGACACCGAUUAUCAGAAUGUGCAACAGUUUUACGCUAGCAUUGAAAAGCGGCAGCACGGUUCCGGAAUGUGCUUUGACAUCAAAGAUCGGAUGAAUCAAACGCGACGGGUUUGGUCUGGUCAGUACAAUUGUUGCAAAGACAAGCGACGUUCGAUGGUAAUCUUUGCCUCGAUUGCAUCUGUUGUUUGCGUGCUUCCUUUCGCAUUCUACUUGUUGAUGCACGCAGUCACAGUACGACAGGAAAGACGUCGCAUCAGCUUGUUGAGCGCUACGAGCGUGAACGAUGAGUCAACCCCAGCGUCAUGCUCUCGGCCCAACAACGGUACGCUGCGGAAUUCAGAAAUGGAACGCAUUGAGGAGACAGACGGUAACGAGAACAACGACGAUGAUGAAAGCGAUUACGAUGGUGAAAGCAUUCCCACGCAGACAGCAACAUUCCAGUCGUUGUCCAAACUAAACAAUCUCGAUGUAGUGGAAGGCAAUUUAAUAGAUAUAUCGGUGCAAACAUCGCAGAUGCAUCCGGUGCUGAAGCCACUUGGUCAUAACCAUGAGGAGGAGGAAUCUGAAGAUGUGAACAUGCUGAAGUAA